Eimeria acervulina is the source of this 1416-nucleotide messenger RNA. RefSeq lists its product as hypothetical. Bases 1 to 1416 code for a protein of 471 amino acids. The record is from RefSeq and is a predicted model, not a curated record. Lineage: Eukaryota; Apicomplexa; Conoidasida; Eucoccidiorida; Eimeriidae. The transcript is spliced from 6 exons.
AUGGCUGUAAGGCCGCUGAGGCGUAUAGUCUUGAUGGAAAGUUCAGUAGCCUUUACAAACGAAGAGCCUGAGGAUAAAGAAUAUGAAAAGGAUGUCCCGAUAAAGCCGCAUGCAUUCGGUGCAGAGGGAGCAACUGCAGCAGAAGGCGAGUAUAGUGCUUCUGAAAGGGAGCAGGGAGAGCCGGAGGAAGCAGAAACAUCAAGGCAGGAGACACCGCAGCAACCAGGAGAAGCAGCAGCAGCAGCAGAGUCUGCUUCUGAAGCUGCAGCAGCAACAGCAGCGGAAUCUGCUGCAGAGUCAAAGGCAGAGGGGCCCCCUUCCGGUGCUUCUACUUCUGAGCAGCAGCAGAAGCAGCAGCAGCAACAGCAGCAGCCUGGAGGAGCAGGGGCCCCCUCAGGGGCCCCUGCUGCUGCUGCAGGUGCUGAGGGGGUUCAUAGUCAUUUAAAAGAAGUGUCAGUAGUAAAAAAAGAAGAAUUAAUGACGCCUAUUAUGAAAGAGCAUAUAGAGGCUGAGGGGCCCUCGCGAGGCUUAGGGAGAGACGCAAUAAAUGAAAGACUGGCAGCGCUGGGGGCCCCCUUCAAAGUAGGCAAGAGUCAUUUUACUGUUGAAUUCGACGGGGGUUUGCGUUUAUCUUCAUCAGAUUUUGAGCGAUUGGCGUCUUCGCCUUCGGGUAUAUUAUAUCGGGGUGUCUCUGAAGAGCCUAGCGUUUUAAGCGAAAAAGAUAUAUUUCUUGCUGUUGACUUAGACGACCCUUCUUUAGGAACAGAUGUUCGUCUAAUUCAGCUUACAGUAAAACCCCGAGCCUGCUCUGUAAAGGCAGAAAACGCAUGCAAAAUUCAGUGGCUCAUCAGACAGCCUUCGCCUGCGGCGCUGCCCCACAGGAUUUUGCUUCUAGGUUUUUCGUCGCCAACUGGCAGUCCAUUUGAAUUCGAUGAGUUAUUAAAGUCAAUUCAAAAGAAGCCGAUGGACUUAGACUUGAGACGUGAGUGCAGUAGCAGCAGCUACACCAAACAAGCAGCAGCAGCAGCAGCAGCAGCAGCGAAAGCAGCAGCAGCAGACACGAACAAGAAAGCAAACACCAUUCAUAGAGACUGCCCGCCUGCAGCUUUGCUGCUGAGGACGGGGCUAGUCAGCCACGCCCCAGGCGAAGGAAAUGAACCUCAGCUGGGGGCCCCUCUGUUGGAGUUACCAGCAAAUGCUACAGAAGAACAAAAGGCAGCAGCAAUAAGAAUAAGCAGAGAAAGCAAUGAAGAAAUCGAUGGUAUAUCUACACCUGAACACGGAGGCGAAUCUCCUGGUGCAGGGGGCAAAGUUGGGGCUUCGACUAUUUUCAAGUAUGUCCUCGCGAGUCUCCUUCUCAUUGGGCUGAUUGUAGGUGUAGCUGUUACCGUCUGCCCCUGCGCAAAAGCCAGCUAG